CAAAAAAAUGGCGGGCGUGCGGAGGAGGUUCAACACUAAAAUACAUGACUCAAAAUAUCGAUGAGUUCACCUCGUUACCUAUCUUAURAAUACCUUCAAAGAAUAUUACUUCUAGGCAACUGCCGAGUUCAUUUGCCGUUAGAGAUUCAAAAAAACGGUGCCUUAGUGAUUUUUGGAUUUAUUUGAAUGGAAAACGCGUUGCAAGUCGUUUGUUGUUCUCGCGAGGAAGACGAACUUGAAAGGUCAUGACUUCUACUGGUUUGUUCCGUGGACGCCGUGUGGCCGAUCCUGUACCAAUUCAACGUGGAUCUCUCACACGAGAAACCAGAAGCAGAUCUUCCUUAAACGAUCUCGCUGCUGCCUGGGAUAACGUAGAUGAAGUCAGAACAGCACUUCAAGCGGCAGAGGCCCGUAUUCAAGAAGCCAAAUUUGAGCUGGGUCCUGGUACUAAAGAUCAAGAAAAUCUUGACGAACCAAUCGUGAGGGAGGUGUUUUCUCAAAAUCAACGACUUGGUCGGGUCUCAAGAUAUGAGUUACGGCCAACAGUUAAUAAAAGAGAUUAUUCCAGAGAUGAACAAAAUUCCUCUCUCACUUCAAGUAGUCAUAGCUCUAUAGAUAUCCCGUUAUAUCAUUCAAGAGAUGUAUCUCGGAACUCCCACAUAUCAACAAUAAAUAACAGCAACAGCAGCAAUUAUUCAGGCCGGCAGCAUUCACCUCCAACCAGAGACUUCCAAACUAAAUCUCCUCCCUAUAUCAAUAAUACAGAGGCAGUACUUGAUACCUCUACAGGAGAUCAACCUAGGUUUUCAAAAAGCAGGGAGAGCAGUAGAAUACAUGAGAGACCUGUGUUGUCUGACAUGGGUACUUCAAACUUUGAGGAUUCUCUAGAGAUGUCAAGUUUUAAUAGAAGGAGACUAGAUGCUGUCAGACCUCUGUCUUCAUUGGGACUAAAACCUGUGGUUGCUAAUAACUCGGAGGCAUUAGCUAGAUUGAAAGAAAGAAUCAAGCAGCAGAAGCAAAAGGCGCCAACAUCAACUUCAUCAAGACCAACACACCUUGAAAAUGGUGACGUAAUUAUCAAACCUUCGAAAGAAGAUGUACCUUAUGAAAAAGACACUGGGAUCAGUACUAAGCCUUUAUCUAAGAGAAAAGUAGCUGCUGGACCUACUCUGUCCAGAUACAAAGGUUUCAGUGAGCCAGGAGAGCCAUACAAGGUAUCUGUAGAGAGACAAAGGAAAGAGCAUACAAAGAAUGGAAAUAAGAGACCUAUUGCACUACAGAAACCCGCUAGUAAUGGAUACAAAACCAACAAAGGUGGUGUAAAGAUCCAGAGAAUAACAGCACCAAAAAGACCUACUAAUACCAUCACCACAACAUCAUGGAGAUCUGGACAAGAGACUGUUAAAAAAGUAUUGGGACCAACAAAUACCAGGCCAAAAUCAACAGCAUCAAACAAACCACAGUCCAAUGCCAGUCAGGAUACCACUAGCACUUCAAGCAGGAUGGAAAAACUGGAAUGGAAAAAAGAAGAAAGGGAUAAGACUAAAAAACUAAGCACACCUGUAGAAGAUAUGGAGAUUAAAUGGGAAGUGAAUGGGAUUGAAAAGAAAGAUGAUGAAAGGGAUAGUGAAGAGGAUGAUAUUAAAGAAGUUGAUGAGUUGUCUCAGCACACUCUUGAUUUGAAUCAUGAUGAUGAUGAUGAUGAUGAUGACACCAAGCUAGAUGAUGUCAAGGAAAGCAGAGUAUUAUCAGAAGAGGCCAAGAACAUCUUGUCUGACCUAGACAUAGAUAGCGAGUCUGACAACGAAAAUCAACCAGACACUGUACAACAGAAAGCAAAAAAGCUGGCUGCUGUUAAGGAAGCUAAAGCAAAGAGGAAGAAAUCUUCUCCAAACAAGAUGUCUCCAGGGAAGAAAAGAAAAGCACCUUCCAGUAAUUCAAAACAAGAAAUGAUGUACCCUAAAGCCAAAGUCAGACAUUAUGAUGCAGAUAAAGUCAAGAAAUACAUGGAAAAACAAAUUGCGGAGAGGAAGAAAAAGAUGAAAGAAGAGAAGCAACUUCAGCGGAAGGCUGUGGAUGAGCGCAAGAAAAAAUUAGAGGAGCUGUAUAACAAGCAGAAGAAAACAUUAGCUGCUAACCUGGCUAAGAAUAAGAAUAGAAUGGGAGAAACAUACUCUAUGUUCCCUGGAUUUAUCAAUGCACCCAGUACUGACCAACAGCAUCCAUAUCUUCAUCAUAUUACAGAGUUUCAAGUUGAAGAUGUUAUGACUAGUGAAUCAGAUAAAGAAAACGUUGACAUAGCAUCAUUCACUGGUCUACCCUACCACCAAGACACUAGUUUCAACAAGAACAAGCCUUAUGAUUCUAAAUCAUCAAGUGAUCUAUCAGACAAGGCUUAUCACAGACCUCCUGUCUUGCCACAUGAUAAAGAAGAGAGUGAAGAUGAAGGAGAUGUGACACUGACUCCUGUCCAUGAUGAAAGCAGUGAUACCCGAACUACUGUCAGAGAGAAGCUGGAUGGUAAAAGAGAACCAAGUAUUAGAUAUCCUGGUUUUUCUGCUGAAUAUGAAGAUUCUGAAAUAACAGAAGUCUCACAGCCAUCAGAAUCAACAGGAUACAAAAUGGUGAUGCAAGAUAAAGUAGCUUCAGUACCCACAUCAAUGACAAGUCCCAGUAGAUCAGAUAGAAUAGCAGCCCUCAGGAAUACUGCGGCUGAACUCAAGCAACGCCUUGAACAAGAAGCAAGAAGACUUGGUCUUUCCUUACUCCACCAAGCAGAGACAGAACAACAUCCAUCAUCUAGUGGUGUGUCUAAGAUGGAAACUGAAGUGUUCAGAGGGCAGUUACCAGGUGUAGAUAAUUUACAUGAACAGGCAGAGCUGAAUGAAGAACUUGACAGUAUGAACACAGCAGCAACAAAAAUCCAAGCCAUAUAUCGAGGUCACAGCACCAGACAGGGACUAGCAUGGAAGCUCCCCUCAGGACGUACCCUGGGAGCAACCUUACGUGAAGCAUGGAGACAAACCCCUUCCGACGGGAGGGAACAUUUUUCAGAACAGUCAAGCAUGUCAUCUGCUAUGGAUGCCUCUAGUGAGAGUAACGGUUCUGAUGUAGAGACAGCAUACAGUCAUGAGUCACAGCCAAGUUCAAAGUCACAGAGUUUGAAGCAUGUAAGUGUGUCAGACAGUAAACCACGUACAGCUCCACUAAGCUCAUCACCAAAAGAUAAACAAACUACGAAGAAAGAAUACAGACCAUCUACUACUCUAGGCAAAUCUUGGACAAAGCCAAAACCUCAAGGAGACAGGCUGAGUGUUAUUAAUAUCUAUGCUAGAAAUCACUUGGCUGUGAGGAAAGAUCAAGAACCAGAAGUCCCCCCAGAAGCCCAAGACGCUGGUAAUAACACUGCCAGUCUUUACUCAGAUAAGACAGGAGAAACAGCUAGUCUACUUGAAGAUGUAGAGGAUCUAAAGGACGAUACUAGAGACUUGGAUAAAACCCUAGUAAGAGAGACACCCACUGAUGAUAAUCAUGGUUAUGAGGAUGACUUUAGCCUUGAGUCACAGGACAAUAGCAUCAAGCCUUCACCAAGUCAGCCUUCACCAAGUCCAGAGCGUUCCUACACCCAGUCUUUAUCAAGUCCUACUAGAUCAAGAUCCUCUGUGCUUUCACAGUCUGACAGUGAUUACUCUCCUACAAGACCAAUACUCAAGUCCACAAUGCGUCAUAUUGAAAGUGAAGGCAGUACCUACCCUGCUCCAUCUUCAAUUCGUCCACCUCCACCUCUCUAUGCUCCUGAUCGUCAGGGGGGUGACCGCAUGUCUCCUGGAUCUCUUGAUCAGCGUUUGAUGGCUGAGCUCAACCGAUUAGAGUUCAUGGAAGAAUCUGUACGACAACUGACGGACAUCGAGAGAACAAAAUCUGUGUCAUUUGCUCAGCAGGAAACGGUAUCACUUGCUCAGAUACUGAAGGCAAAACAAUCCGCACAUGCAAGAGAUAUGGAAACACUGCAGCUCAAAGCCAAGCAAGAAAAGUUUGAAGCAGCACGUCAACUUGACGAGGCUCGAAAUAUUGCUUCUAGAUCAUCCAUCGAAGCUCAACAGUCUGUUGCCAAAGCAAAGGCAGAAGCAGCUGAUUCGAUUGCACACGCUACAGAAAGACUAGUUAAGGCUCAAGCUGAUGCAGCACGCACGAAUACUGAAGCUGCACAAAGAGUAGAGGAGGCACGUACUGAGGCUGCAAGGACUCUCUUUGAAGCAGCCAAUCAGCAGAUCGCAGAUGUUGGGAAAGUAAGUGCGUCAGCCGCAAGCGCAGCUGCUCAGGCUGCUGUCAUGUCGACACUAGAACAGUACAAACAGGAACAACGAGCACUAAGAAAACAAGACUCAAAGAGAAGAACACCUGAUAGCUAUUCUGAGUGGUCAACGAGUUUUACCAGGUCUAGGUCAUCACGGACAGCUACUGAGGGAGAGACUGGGUCCAGGAGAGGACCUUCUGGUGAUGGAUACACAAGUGACGAGUUUGAGUCAUUCAAGGAGUCUGAACGGUCUAAAAGUGCAAGAAGUGUGUCACCUCACCGAUCAGGCAGCCGAAGUUACUCCAAAACAUCACAGCCUUUCUCGGUCUCGCCUACUCGAGAGAGAUCUGGUGCGCACUCUAGUGCCAGUAUCCCAGAAGAAGUUGACCUCAGUGUGACAGAGGGGAGUCUGGUGUCUGAUGUUAUUCCUGAUGAUGAGUCCAUUGCAGAAGUGAUAUCCGAAGGCAAGAAGCCUAAAGACAAGACAGAUCACGAGUACAGCAUGACAUUUGAGGAGUCCAUGUUGUCUUCUCGUACCGUAACAGACGAUGAACUUGAUUACCGUAUGAUCCUCCCAUCAGAAGACCAUAGAAGACGUAGUAUAGGAAAAUCAUACAGGAGUGGUAGUAUUGGAUCUGAUCAUGGUACCAUAUCCUACUCAUCGGAUGAAAACCACGACGGCCAUCUCUCUGAUUCGAUGCAUGACAAGAACGCGCCAUUUUCUGGCGAAGAUUCGUUCAGUAAGUUCACAUCUGACAUGGUCAACCUGAUGAAGGAAGAAGAGGUGCGUGCGAAGCAUCAAGAGGCUCUACUGCACCUGCGCGAGAAAGCCCUGAAGGAGAAAACCAAGGCCGAGAUGGCCUGGCUCGAGUUACAGAAAAAGCGAAUGAGAGACAAGGGUUCUGAUGACGUCAUGCCGUCAAUCAGGAAACGUCAGCGAGGUGUAUUAAUGAGGUUACAAGCAGAGAAGGCUGAAAUCAAACGUCUCAAAGCAGCAAACAGAGCAGCAAGUUACGAACGUAAACUACUCCUCAUGCAACAGGAAGAGAUCGCACGACUGCGCAAAAGCACUCAGAAAAUCCGUGGAAAAGUCCGCGAGGAAGAAGCCGUAAUGUCACGUGACAAGGAUGAGAGUGCAGUAGACGUACCAAAAGAUCUUUCACCAACCAAGACAAGAGACUUAACUACACCAGAAGAGUCGCCAUCUAAAUCAUCUACAACAGUCCCAGAAGAACUAUCCGCUAUCCAAUCUGCUGCCGAUUCAUCAUUUCCCGCGUACGACGAUCAAGAACCGAGCAUAAGCGAAAGACCUCGGAAGAGAUUGUUUUCCGAAGGGGAGAGCGACGAUGGAGUAGCGAGUGGUUCUGUAGCUGCCAAGUCGAAAGGUUCGCCUACAUCAAGUGACUCGUUUGUAAUGCAACAACUCAAGAAACUAAAAAGCCAAUCGAGUGAAAGGUACCUCACUCAACGUGAGCAAAAGUUAAUGCGUCGUCGAGACGAAGCUGAAGAGCUACUGGCAUCACAACGGAAACUGAUCGAGUGGGAGAGACGUCUGGAUGAAGAGGAGAGUAAAGUUUGUAACUUGAUUAACGAAGCUUUGAAUCUGAGUCGCGAUAAUAGAGGAAAAAAGUCCAAGAGAACAAGUAAAGCCAUUGAAAGCGACGACGGUAGAGCUAAGGCCCCGUCAUUGAAUCACACGACCACACCCACCACACCCUCAGCUUCCCCAAGUAAGAGUGAACGGAUCAGCAGCCGUCAGCCAUCUGAGUACGUCAAAUUCCCAACAGGACAGCAAACAAAGUCCGAACAAAACGCGAACGAGAGCUCUAUCGCCGAAGACCUCCCGAGCAUGGCACCUGACAGGUCACGUGAGAGCUCCAUCGCCGAAGACAUCCCGAGCACAGCACCUGACAGGUCGCGUGAGAGCUCCAUUGCUGAAGACAUCCCGAGCACGGCACCUGAUAGGUCACGCGAGAGCUCUAUUCCUGAAAUUGAUAUCAAGUCCAAAGAUAGUUCAGUGACUGGUGAAUACACGAAUGAUACGUUUGAAUCGAUUGAUAGUACAAUAACGCGUUCCCACUCCACCCCCGUCAGGAUCAUCUCGUCACCCAAGACCCCUUCAAUCAAGUCUAUCAGUCGACGAUCCUCUAAGUACGAAGAGAAUAAAAGCGAAGAGGAUGCUUCUAUGACUGAAGCGUCGGAUCAUAGUGAUGUAGAAAGCCGAGUACGACAGUUGAAGGAGCAACUAGAACAAAGAAAACGAGAAGCAAAACGACUGUAUCACGAACGAAAACGACAGCGGCGCGCCAUGUUGUUGGAACAAGAAGAAACACUAAGAAAAGAACUCCAGGCUGUUGAACGUGUGAUUGAAAAAACGAAAGCCGAACUGGACGAACCCACUCCUACCGAACCACAGGCUACCCAACAAGGCAGAACGUUAUCCCAGCCAAGUUCAAGAGCAUUAAGUAUCACUGUUGAACACGACGCAAAACCUUCAUCGACCCCAGAGGAAACAAAACGUGAAGAGGACUCGGACAAGGUCGAUAGUGAAGGUAGCUAUACUCCACCCGGUGAGACAUCGAGAAAUGAGGAGGAAGGAUCGCAUGACAAGACACCGAGUGAGCACGAGGUGUACGCAGAAGAUAAAGAUUCAGUGCCAGCAGACACUAGUGAAGGCUUACUUAAGAAUCACUACUCUCUGGACAGCAAAUCAUUGGCUAAGACCAUUAGUGACGUCAAAGACCUUGAUAUCAGUGAUCGAUCUGCGUCCGUGGUUGAGGAUCUGUCUAACCACACCCUGCGCUCUUUUACAGAAGAGAUAGAAGACGAUGCCAAGACGGCUGAGGACAUCUCUAUCAGCGAGACAAGCGAGAUUCAGACCAUCUCUAAUAAAGCUGACCUUAAGUCAUGUGAAUCUGCAGCAAUAUCUGAACAAGGGUCUGUUCCAGAGGUUCUGUCAGCCAGGUCUCCUGAAGCACAACCAGAAGAUACAAGUGAUCGUUCCAAAGCUGCCUCGGAAAAGGGCUACAGUGACACCUUUGAGAGCGAGCACAAAGAUGAUGAAAAAACUGAAGAAGAUAUAAGCGAACAGAUCAGUAUUGAGGAAGAAGAGGAAGAAGUGAAGUCCAGGGAUGCUGGUAGUGAAGAGAUCGAGAAGUCAAAGGAUAACAAGGAUGAUUUGUUUGGAGUGGAAGCAAAAGAGAGAGAAAAGACUCAAGAGGAGGAGGACGAGGUCGGUAGUGAAGGUACAAUCACCGAGGACGUACCAGAAGAAAUCCUCGACGACUCCAAGGAUAUACCAGAAAACAUCCUCAAGGACUCCCUGAAAGACGAUGUAAAGAGACAGGCUAGUCUUGAUGAUAAAUUAAAUCUUGCUGUAGAUGGACCUUCGUCACCUCAGCCAUCUUAUUCUGAAGAUUUCGAACCUUCAGUUGGUGAAGACGAAAAUAAUAAAGACCAUCUCUUGGCAGAGAAUAUUGCUGGGCCGUCUUACUCCGCAGACUUUGAGCCAUCCGAGACUCAGAAAUCCAAACCAGACGACACGUUGGGUGUUGAAGAAAGAUCCCUUAAAAGUUCAAGUAGUUAUUCACCUGAUUUUGAAGAGUCGUCUUCCGAAGGCAAAGAUGAGCUGUCACCCAAGGAAUCUCACGAGGUACCCAAGGAAUCCUACGAGGUACCCAAGGAAUCCUACGAGGUACCCAAGGAAUCUUACGAGGUACCCAAGGAAUCCUACGAGGUACCCAAGGAAUCCUAUUUGGUGCCAACGCUUAAUGUAAGCGAGGCUACAGAUGAAGACAGUAUAGCAGAAGAUCUUCCAGAAGAAGACCAGUCGCUAGAGUCUGGUUCGUUAAGUGAUGCUAGUGAUGACGUUAUCCCUCGCUUCUUUGUUUCUGAAGACAAAAAACAGGCUUCGAUCGACAACAAGGUUGAAGAAAAGACUAAGCAGCAACAACAAGACGAGGAAAAGAAGGAACUACAAACACUGCAAGCAGAUAAAAUAUCGAAUGAACUGUCGAACAUGUUGAUUAAUGACGCUGUGACUUACGUCACAGGUUUGUACGAUAGACAUCAGGAACCCAACAUAGAAGAAGUCAGGGGGAAAGAAGCAGUUGAAUCCAAAGAUAAUGAAGAUGGGAAGGGCGUGCUUGAUGAAGAAAAAAAGGCUAGCAUAUGGCCUGAAGAGACCGGAGAGAUAUCAGAAGCAGAUAAUGUAUCGAUAUCUGAACGUCUAUCAUUCUCAGAUGAUGAAGAUUCCAUGCCUGGGCUAGACUUGAAACCUACUAUCGAUACUUUGAAGGAGAAGACCGAGGCACCUGUUGUGAAGGAUGGCGGGCAAGAACCUGUCAAACCUGUUGUAGUGGACAAACAAGUGCAAAGCGAAGGUGUGAUCACGAAGCUGUCAGAGGACCUACUUAAGGAAGCUGCAUCACAGAUGAUUACAUUAAUGCGCAAGAAACAGGAAAAGUUGAAACUAACGGAACAAAUCGAAAAGGAUGAGAAGGAUGAAAAGAAAAGGGAAAAGGAAACCCGUGAAGGAACUGUUCAUAGUCCAGAGCUCAGCCCACAACGAGGGCUUGAUAAGUUUAUGGCCGUUCAUCGAUUUUCAGAUGGCGUCCCCAAGCAUCAGAGUCCACCAGGAAGCCCAACUAAAGACACCGCAGCCUUUGAUGGUAACGAACUGGCAGAUAAACUUAGCCAGUUAAAGUUACUACAUGAUGAGCUGGGUGAUCAACUUGGUGAUGAUGACGACGAAGAUAAUGAUUUUGUCGUCUCGAAUAAACCGCUUGAGUUGCCGUCCGAUAAAGAGGUUUAUGAACCUCCACGCGGUCAGACUAUACCUAUGGUUGUACCCCAUGACUGUUCCGAGGUCAAGGAGAUGAUUUUUUCUUCUCUAUUGACGUUCUACAACCGCAAGAAGGCGGGAAGGUCUUUAGGUAACGUCACUCCACCACCAGAGUUCUCUGAGACUAAUGUCGACGAUAACGAUACUGAUCGAAGAAUCCAACAAGUGUAUCGUCGACAGAUAUUUGAUUUGACUGGAGAAGUUUUCCGGGAUGUUCUGAACGAGGAGUCCCCACCCUCCCAUCCCUCAUGGAUGAAACCAAGACGCAGAAGAAAGAAUCGUUUCUACCACAGUCUCUCCCCCAUGAUGAAUGAACAUGACUAUCUACCAGUCGUGCAGCAACGAGUUCUUGAUUUAGUUGGUUUAGGCAAUGAAAGACCAAGUCUCGAAUCCCUACGCCGCAAAACGCCUUUAAAAAUUGGCAAAAAGGACGCUGUGGACGCUAUUUUGAUUCAAGAACUGCGGGAGGAAGAACCGCAGUGGAUUGACUAUGAUGAUGAUGAACUAGCUGUGAAAUUCCAAGUUGCUGAUGCUAUCUUUGAUUCGUUGUUAUCCGAGACAGUUAUGGUAAUGAAUGCUGUCCAGAGAAGAAAGGAUUCCAGAAGAGACAUUGGCAGCUGACAGUGAAUGACGUUUUAUCUACGUCGUUGUCUGUGAUAUUUAUUUAGGAGGUUGUUAUGCAUAACAAGGUUAUUCCUUGAGUCGUUUUCUUAUAAGCCACCAAUUUUCUUGAGCACCGCCUUUUAAAGGCUUAAAUAGUCUGCUAUGUCACAGUACUACUAUGACUUUAGGGUGCAUGUACAAGUUGCGACAACUGCAAAGUUCCAUGAAAAAGGACAUUUUGUGGACAUUAAUAUUUUGUAAUGACUUUAACAAUUUGGUAGGGUGUAAUAAUGAAUCUAUGAAUAUUUGCUGUACAUAAGAAGCUGCACUUUAUUUUUGCUUUGUAAACAAAAAUAUAACAAAAUAGUAAUAUAUGAAAGCGUGAAUUAAAUGGUAUGUUAUUUCA
This is a messenger RNA of Actinia tenebrosa (Australian red waratah sea anemone), 10149 nucleotides long. RefSeq names its product centrosome-associated protein 350. Gene Ontology annotation, cellular component: centrosome. NCBI's taxonomy places the organism in Eukaryota, Metazoa, Cnidaria, Anthozoa, Actiniaria, Actiniidae. Gene Ontology annotation, molecular function: microtubule binding. The record is from RefSeq and is a predicted model, not a curated record. Gene Ontology annotation, biological process: microtubule anchoring.